Suillus plorans is the source of this 813-nucleotide messenger RNA. RefSeq lists its product as uncharacterized. The coding region runs from base 1 to 813 and encodes 270 amino acids. The transcript has 6 exons. The record is from RefSeq and is a predicted model, not a curated record. Gene Ontology annotation, molecular function: cysteine-type peptidase activity. Lineage: Eukaryota; Fungi; Basidiomycota; Agaricomycetes; Boletales; Suillaceae. Gene Ontology annotation, biological process: proteolysis.
AUGCCUCUUCUAUCUGUCCUCAAGAGUUUCCUCAUGAUCCGGGUUGAGGACCAUCUAGGCCGUUCUAGGCGUCUCUACGAGUCUUCGUUGAGUCGGCAGGGUCUCCUAAUUGAUGACUUCUGCGUCCCAUCUCAAGACUUGCAUGUCAUUGUGCCUGGACGCAUAGUAACUAGAACCACAUCAUCAACUGGAGCCUUCCCCUCCCAAGUGUUCGAGCCGAGAGACAUAACUUUUCUCACUCAUCCGACCGCAUUCCUCAAUGAUGUGUGUAUUAACGGUUGCGCUGUCCUUCUACAAAUGGAUAUGCCAAAUCCUGCUGUGGCUGUCUUCUCUACGCAUGAUCUUCCUCGCAUCCGCUAUAAUGCAGCUGACGAUAUGCUCUGGCGCAAUACAUCAUCCACACGUUAUUGGGAGAAAGAUGUGUGGGUUCUUCCUAUUCAUAGACCAUCUGGUGUUGGGCAUUGGGUCGUUUGCGUAAUCUACUUGUCAAGAAAAGAGCUUCAUCUCUUUGAUAGUCUAGCUGAACGGAAACCAUGGAAACAGGAUGUCAAAGAUAUCAUGAAACUCAUCUGUCGACUUCUGAUGGUGGCACGUCAACGAAAUAAGAACGUUCACAUUGACAUGGAUAGAUGGGUAGCUCGCCCAUUGACCGUCAAACCUCUUCAGACUAAUGGUUAUGAUUGUGGUGUAUGGGUAUUAGCAACAGUCAUUGCUGUCCUACGUGGACGACAUCUUACGCAACUCCGAGAGGAUGAAAUGAGUGAUCUUCGAUAUUAUCUACGAUCUCGCAUACUUUCUAUACCACUAUUCUAG